Molecule: messenger RNA, 1534 nt
Organism: Hippopotamus amphibius kiboko
Lineage: Eukaryota; Metazoa; Chordata; Mammalia; Artiodactyla; Hippopotamidae
Gene: YBX2
Product: Y-box binding protein 2
Exons: 9
Coding region: 29-1111 (360 amino acids)
Biological process (GO): regulation of gene expression
Cellular component (GO): nucleus
Molecular function (GO): nucleic acid binding
Source: RefSeq, a predicted model, not a curated record
GGCGGGGGCUGGUACUGGACCCGGCGGGAUGAACGAGGCGGAGGCGGCAGUGGUGGCGACAGCGGCCCCCGCGGCGACGGUGCCCGCGACGGCGGCAGGGGUGGUAGCGGUGGUGGUUCCGGUGCCCGCAGGGGAGCCACAGAAAGCAGGCGGCGGGGCGGGCGGCGGCGGGGUCGGAGCCUCCUCGGGCCCCGCUGCUGGGACCCCCUCGGCGCCGGGCCCCCGCACCCCUGGCAACCCGGCGACGGCAGCCUCGGGGACCCCCGCAGCCCCAGCCCGGAGUCAGGCGGACAAGCCGGUGCUGGCAAUCCAAGUCCUGGGCACUGUCAAAUGGUUCAACGUGCGGAAUGGUUACGGAUUCAUCAACAGGAAUGACACCAAGGAGGAUGUCUUUGUCCACCAGACAGCUAUUAAAAGAAACAAUCCAAGGAAGUUUCUGCGCAGCGUUGGAGAUGGGGAGACGGUGGAGUUUGAUGUCGUGGAAGGAGAGAAGGGUGCAGAAGCUGCUAAUGUAACUGGGCCUGGGGGGGUGCCCGUGAAGGGCAGCCGCUAUGCCCCCAACCGACGUAGGUUCCGCCGAUUCAUCCCUCGGCCCCGCCCAGCUGCCCCACCACCCAUGGUGGCAGAGGCUCCAUCGGGCGGGACAGAACCAGGCAGCGAAGGGGAGCGCGCUGAAGACUCCGCGCAGCGGCCCAGACGACGGCGCCCACCACCCUUCUUCUACCGACGGCGCUUCGUGCGAGGCCCUCGGCCCCCCAACCCGCAGCAGCCCAUGGAGGGCACUGACGGGGUUGGACCCAAAGAGACAGCCCCGUUGGAGGGGGACCAACAGCAGGGAGAUGAGCGGGUCCCCCCACCCAGAUUCCGGCCCAGGUACCGAAGGCCUUUCCGCCCCAGGCCACCCCAGCAGCCCACCACAGAAGGUGGGGAUGGUGAGACCAAGCCCAGCCAAGGCCCCACGGACGGUUCCCGGCCUGAGCCCCAGCGCCCACGAAACCGUCCCUACUUCCAGCGGAGACGGCAGCAGCCCCCUGGACCCAGGCAGCCCACAGCCCCCGAGCCCUCAGCCCCCAUCAACAGUGGGGACCCCUCAACCACCAUGCUGGAGUGAUUCCAACUCAGAGGACACCCAGAGCCCCCCUCUGGUAUCUGCCAGUUUUUCCAACUGACCUGUAUCCUACCCAGCACCUCCCUCCCCGCCUUUCCCAUAAUUCAUGACAUCAAAACACCAGCGCUUUUCCCCCUUUUCCUUGAGACUCAGGAGGGCCAACGCAACAGCCUUCUGCUUUUUUUUUUCUCUCAUUCCCUUACCAAGGGUUAAAGGAAGGAAUCCAUCCUUGUUCAGAGGCACCAACUCCCUCCCCUAAAUCAGGCUGAGAAGGAACCAGCCAGCUCUUACCUCCUCCUGGUUGUUUUGCUUUCCCACCCCAGUUUAUUUUUUGUUUCCCCGCUGCCCCCUACCUCAGAAGCCAUUUUAUGAACUGCCGUGUGCCACCUGAGCCUCCAGUAAAAACCAAAACGGGCUUUCCUGUUG